This is a messenger RNA of Prorocentrum cordatum, 4435 nucleotides long. The record is from the annotation of a GenBank genome assembly. Lineage: Eukaryota; Dinophyceae; Prorocentrales; Prorocentraceae.
AGCCAUUUUGGCUCAAGUUGUCAUUGCGGGGCCUUCGAAUUAUACAGCACACCGCAGUCAUCCACUAAGUUGGAACUGCCACGCUUUGAAUGAUGGCGCCAGACACAGUGCAACAAAACGGCGUUCCUGGCGUGGAUGGUAACGGAGGGGUGACCUCUGUAACUGCCAGUCCAGGAGGAACACCGCCUCCCGAGCGAGAGUUAGGUGGUCUCUCGCUGCCCAUGCGUUACGGCGAUGUGCAGCGUCCGUCAUCGAUCACUAUGCUCAAAGUCUUGGUGUCGAAGACCUUUUUCAUCUCGCUGAAGCGAUUCCGCAUCCCUAGCCUGCUCAUAGUCAGCCUCGUCUACAUGGCGGUACAGAUUGUUCUAUGGGAGCUCAUGGACGACUCUGUCGAAGAAAUCGUCCUUGCACUGGUCUUCCGCGCAGUCGGACCAGUAUUGCUGGUAUUCUCUCAGGCAUCCAUUUUGAGUGGCCUCGUCAAUGAAAUCGUUUCUGAAAAGGAGACGAAGAUGAAGAUUGUACAGCUUACAAAUGGCGUCCCAGCAUGGAUCUAUUGGACCUCCUACGUGAUCUACUACAUGGUCCUUGCAAGCGUCCUCGCCGCAGCUUGGACAGUUGUCCUGUGCCUAACAUCGAUGAAGGGUGCAAACCCGUUUUUGGUUUUCUUGGAAGUUGAACUCUCGUACGUACAGACUUUCGGUACAGCUGUCAUUUUCUCAACCUUCUUCGACAAGUUGCAGAGCGCGUCGUCUUCUGUCCAAGUGACCAUGUAUGUGAUGUAUAUCCCCAUUGGCGUCUCGUACGUCCCGAACUUACCUUAUCUGGUGCACUACUUGACGGGAUUUGUCCCAGGCUUUGCACUGAUCUGGUGGAUGCAGUCUGUGACGACACAAGGAAUUGUGGCUCCGGGUAGGGAGUGGAAUUGGGGUGAGAAUUUCGCGCUCGAGCUCACGCACUCGCAGCUGGGCGCUGUGUCCUUGGAAAGUUUUGCGGUGCCGCCCGCGGGACAUCUAUGGGUCCUCUCAUUUCUGCAGGUGGGGCUCUGGCUUGCUUUCGCAUACUGGUUCGACCAGGUGUGGCAAGGCGAGUACGGCAGUGCGAAGCCGCUGACCUUCUGCUUCCAGCCCCGAUACCUCUGCCCGCGCCGCGCCCCCGAAGUUUGCGGCGAAGGAGGUCGUGGCGUCAAUUCGACGUGCCCCCUGCUGAUCAAGAACAUGACCAAGACCUUCACGAGGGGGAAGACGACCCACACGGCCGUUGACGACAUGUCGUUGGACGUGCGCUCGGCUGAAUUGUUUGCGCUGCUCGGGCACAACGGAGCUGGGAAGACCACAGUCAUCAAUUGCAUCACGGGGAUGACCCCCAUCACCUCUGGGGAGGCCAUUGUGAUGGGCCACUCCAGCAUUACCGACAUCGAUCGUUGUCGCUGGAACCUCGCCAUCUGCCCGCAGGACAACCCCAUGUACGACGAGUACACAGUGGCGCAGCACUUGCGGUUCUUUGCCGCGCUGCGCGGCUCCAGCGACCCGGAGAGUGAGGCCUCGCAGAUACUCGCGCUGCUGGGCCUGCAGGAGAAGCUCCAGGAGCAGUGCAGGAAGCUCAGCGGAGGCCAGAAGCGGCGCCUGUGGGUGGCCACCUCGCUCCUAGGCGCGGCCCCCGUGGUCUUCCUGGACGAGCCGACCAGCGGCAUGGACCCGGCUUCGCGCAGGCAGCUGUGGAACCUUCUGCUGGACAUGAAGAGCCGAGAGCGCUCCAUCCUGUUCACCACGCACUAUCUCGAGGAGGCGGACGUGCUGGCGGAUCGCAAGGCCGUUCUGGCCAAGGGCCGGGUGAGGGCCGCAGGGACCUCCAUGGAGCUGAAGCGCCAGUUCGGGGUCGGCUACCACUUGAGGGUGCUCCUGCAGACGAGCGCGCCCCCGUCUUGCGCCGACAGGGUUCGCGAGCUCGUCAGGCAGACGGUGCGGAGCUCGGCGCCGCGGCCGGUGCCGGAGGAGGAGCGCGCGCAGUCGCGAGGUGCGCUGGCGGUGCUCGAGUUCGACCUGCCGUACGCCGAGAUGGACUCCUUCGGGCCUCUGCUCAAGGCCCUCGAGGGCGGCCGAGGGGCGCUCGGCAUCGACGACAUCGACAUCGCGAUGACCAGCCUGGAGGAGGUGUUCAUGGCCCUGGGGAGGGAGGCGGCGAGGGAGGGAGAGGCGGGCGGCCGCCUGCCCGAGGGCUCGGGGGCCACGGCCGAGGGUGGCGGCCUCGAGUUCCAGGGCCUGGAGGCCGAGCCCGCCGUCCCCGAUGUUCUGGAGAGGCCCCCGUUCUGGGGGCAGGUGGGGCUGCUGUUCCAUCUGAGGGUGGAGCUGGUCAGGGCGCACAGGAGGAUGGCGUUCUGGAGCGUCGUCUACCCGCUGGUGUUCCUUGCCUACAUGUACGUGUCCACCGCGAGCUGGGGCUCGAACUGGGGCUACUCGAUGAGCUCGGGGUUCAGCUUCGCACCCGGCAUGUGCACUGCGUUCGCAGGCAUGCCCGUGGUGUUCAUGCUCGUGCACGAGCGGGAGUCCAAGGUGCGCCACGCCAUGAUCUCGCAGGGGAUGCAUCCGACUGCAUACUGGGCAGGUACCCUCCUCCAGGUGGGCGGCCAGGUGCUGCUCGUGUCGCUGGCCGUGCCCAUCCUCGCCCACGCAUUCUCCCAAGAUUUCAUGCGCCAAGGGCUCGGUGUCUUCGUUUGGUUGGCAGCUUUGCUCCAGCCGGCGCCGCUGCUUUUGGCCUACUGCCACUACUCUCGCCUGUUCACCAACGCAGAGGUGGCCACGAAGACGCUGCCACUGUUCGUGAUCCUCACGUCCUUAUUCCACCUGGCGCCCUGGGCGAUCUGGAGGAUGGCCCCAACAGACGAGGGCAACUGGGACACGAUCGGCGGGCUCGUCCACACCGGAGUCUCGUUCGUGAGCCCCUCCUACCUCCUGACCGGCGUGGUCACGGCCGCCUGGCGCGCUGGAGGGGCGGCUGAGAACGCGCACAGCGUGCGGUACCCGACGCAGGCAGGCGCUGAUUCUGGCACGUGGCUGGGCGACUGGAUCAUCUGGGCUCCCUUCGUUGGCCAGCUGGCGCUCUCGCUCCUUCUCGGGUACGAGCUCCGCCGUGCCUCCACCAGGCCAAGAGCCUUCGCCGUCGCCAGGGUCGAGGACGAGGACCCGCUGGUCCACGCGGACGACGACGUGGUCGUCGAGGCCGCGCGGGCCGAGGCGGCCGCCCCCGCGGAGCAGGCCUGCCUCUACAGGGGCCUCGGGCACCGCUUCCGCGGCCGCCGCGGCGAGCCGGUCCGGGCGGUCCGGGGGAUCUCCCUCGCCAUCGACAGCGGCGAGUGCUUCGGCCUGCUCGGGCCCAACGGCGCGGGGAAGACGACGACGCUCGGCUGCCUCACGGGCGAGAUCCGGCCCCCGACCAGCGGCGAGGUCUUCGUGGCGGGGCACGCGGUGGCGGGCGCGGGGGUCUUCGAGGCCUACAGGAGCCUCGGGUUCUGCCCCCAGGUGGACCCCAUCAUCCCUGGCCUCAGCGGGCGCCAGCACCUCGCGCUGUACGCGCGCCUGAAGGGCGUCCCCGCGGCCCAGGCCAGCGCGGAGGUCGAGAGGAUCCUGGGGCGCCUGGGCUUCGAGGAGGCCGACCGCGGUAAGGACGCGUCGAAGUACAGCGGCGGCAUGAAGCGGAAGCUGUCCCUCGCGCAGGCGCUGAUCGGCAGCAGCGCCGUGCUGUUCCUCGACGAGCCGUCCGCCGCGGUGGACGCGGGGGCGAAGCGCCUCCUCUGGAAGGUGAUCAAGCUCCGCCGACGCAGCCAGACGGUGGUCAUCACCACUCACUCGAUGGAGGAGGCGGAGGCUGUCUGCGACCGCAUCGGCAUCCAAGUCAAGGGGCGGCUGCGCUGCCUGGGCUCGCCAGACCACCUGAAGGCCAAGCACGGCUCCGGCUACAGGCUCGAGGUCAUCCUGGAGGCCCCCGGGGGGCGGGCACCGGUGACCGCCAGCGAGCGGAAGGUCACGGAGUUCGUGUGCUCCGAGCUCUCCCCCGAAGGCCGGCUGCUCGAGGCGCACGGACUGCGGCUUCUGUAUCGGCUGCCGCUCCUGAGGGAGGGCGGCCUCACCCUCGGAGACGUCUUCACGAAGCUGCAGUCGGCCCGCAGCGCCCUCCUCAUCCAGGACUAUUCCAUCGCGCGGUCUAGCCUGGAGCAGGUGUUCCUGAAGUUUGCGCAGGAGCAAGAGGAUGGUGAGUCUUACUGGUGAGUGCCACCCCGCGAUCGGGUGCGUUUGUGAGUUGGAGGGGGAGGCCUCCCCUGCCUCCGCCAAAGUGAUCAUACCCCGUGAUCACGGUGCGCGUGCCGCUCGCUCCUUGUGCCAAGAAUCCGUCCGUGCGGUGCUCGGCACGCGUGCAAACAUACACUCGAACAAACAGUCAG